Messenger RNA from Cannabis sativa, 315 nucleotides. RefSeq lists its product as uncharacterized. The coding region runs from base 1 to 315 and encodes 104 amino acids. Lineage: Eukaryota; Viridiplantae; Streptophyta; Magnoliopsida; Rosales; Cannabaceae. The transcript is spliced from 2 exons. The record is from RefSeq and is a predicted model, not a curated record.
AUGGGUGUUGGUCAGUUGAACGGGGGUGAGGGUGUGGUCGGAGAUGAAGAAGACGAAGAUGUUUCUAUAUGUUGUAGAGGUCAAAAUGGAGAAGCCACAGGAGCAACUGGAUUUCAUGGUAGAAUGAGUACUACCAAUGGAGGAAUCGAAGGUGGCAUUAUAUCUAGUAGUGGUGGUUGGGCUGGCGGCGGUUGGGCUGGUGGCGGUGGAGAUUUUGGAGGUGGUGGCGGUGGUGGAGGUGGAGGUGGUGACUGUGGUGGUGGCGGUGGUGGUGGAGGUGGUGGCGGUGGCGGUGGAGGUGGCGGUUGUGGAUGA